UGUCCCAGCCUCCCGGAGAGCCCCAGCGUCAGGCACUGCGCCCGCCUGCUGCCCCACAGUGGGCCCAGCACCCCAUGUUCCGCUCACGGCGGGCCAGCCUGGUGCGGAGGCUCUGGAGGUAUCGCUGUGCUGGGCCCGGCCCCGAGGAUGGGCACGGCGCCCUCAAACCCGCCGCUCACGCCCUCUUCAAGAAGCUGAAGGACGAGGAGCUGGAGCUGCUGGUGCAGGCGGUGGAGAGCCGGGGAGCCGGGCAGUCGGGCUGCGUCUGGGUGGCCCGGGCAGAGCAGCGUGGCACCAAGCAGGCCCUGCCCCCUCAGGUGCUGCUCUGUCGGCUCUAUCGCUGGCCUGACCUCCGGGACCCCCACGAGCUCAAACGCCUCAGCUGCUGCCAGAGCUUUGGGGGCUGGGGGGGCUGCGGCGAGGGGGCCACGCUCUGCUGCAACCCCCACCACCUCAGCCGGCUCGCCAUGCCCGAGACGCCACCGCCCCCUUAUUCCAAAAUCUCCCCCUUCAGCUGCCCCUGGGCAGAGGUGUCAGAGCGCCCCAACUCCAGCCACCUGGAGUCUGGUUGCAACGCCCAUGGAGACUGGCGAGACCCCAGCCUGGCAUGGAGCACCACCAGGGACGGCUGCUGGUGCAAGCUGGCCUAUUGGGAGCACCGGACACGGGUGGGCCGUCUCUACGCCGUGCACGAAACCUCCGUCAACAUCUUCUGCGAGCUGCCGCAGGGGAACGGCUUCUCCCUGGGCCAGCUGCAGGCUGAGAGGCGCAGUGCGGCCGUGCGCCGGGCCCGGAGCAAGAUCGGCCGUGGGCUGCUGCUGAGCCAGGAGCGGGACGGGGUGUGGGCCUACAACCGCAGCGAGCACCCCAUCUUCGCCAGCUCUCCCACGCUGGGGCCCCCUGGCGCCCGCGGCCUGCCCGUGCGCAAGGUGCUGCCCGGCUACUCCCUGCAGGUCUUUGACUAUGAGCGCGCGGGUGGCCAGGCCAGCUGGCGGAGGCCAGGCGAUGGGCCCUGCGACCCCAACAGCAUCCGCAUCAGCUUCGCCAAGGGCUGGGGCCCCUGCUACUCCCGGCAGUUCAUCACCGCCUGCCCCUGCUGGCUGGAGAUCCUGCUCACCAAGCCCCGCUGAGCCGGGGGCACAGCCCAGCACAGCUACUCCCGCUGCGGCCACGGGCCCUGCAGCCAAGUGGAGUGGGGGAGCGUCCCUCGGGCCCCCGCCUCUGAGGCCUGGCCCUGCUGCCUAUGCUAGGCUCUGGCCCUGCAGCUUCUGGCCUCUCUGCCUAGAAACCCCAUUGCAGCCUCCCUCCGCCCCGACCCCAUCACGAGCCUGCAGCUUGGGCCUAUGGGCCUCUCCAGCCAUCCCCAGCCCAAGCGCUAUGGCCCUGGUCAGCCCCUGUCUGCCCCUCUCCCCUGGCCUGCCUCCCAGCCUCCUCCCCCGCACCUCUUCCCCUUAUCUCCAGCCCCCCACCCCCAUCCCUCUGGAAAUCCCACACCUCUGCCCUCCCCCAUCCCCUCCCUCAC
Molecule: messenger RNA, 1522 nt
Organism: Gopherus flavomarginatus (Mexican gopher tortoise)
Lineage: Eukaryota; Metazoa; Chordata; Testudines; Testudinidae
Product: mothers against decapentaplegic homolog 6-like
Exons: 4
Coding region: 75-1130 (351 amino acids)
Biological process (GO): BMP signaling pathway; regulation of transcription by RNA polymerase II; SMAD protein signal transduction
Cellular component (GO): heteromeric SMAD protein complex
Molecular function (GO): transcription regulator inhibitor activity; I-SMAD binding
Source: RefSeq, a predicted model, not a curated record